UUGACCGAGAUUUGCGAGGAAGUGACAGUACAUGAUAGUGUGGUGGGUCGGGUCAGAGGUGCUAUGUAUGUAGCCUAUACCACUUUAGGUCAAAUAGUGUGCUAUUUAGGCUAGUUGGUGCUGAUGAUUAAUCGGAUAUUUUGAAAUAAUUAGGUCAAUUAACAAGUUUAAAACUACAUUUCUGAUGACAAAGUUUUUUGAAUUUGUGCUAGACGUGUCCUUCCAACGGUAAGAAGACGCAUAUGUGUAACUUGUUUACCGCCGUCUGGUCCUCAGUGUAUUUCAUGCCCGGGUCCGGAGCACCAGCAAGCGGCUCCUUUUUCCGCUGCAAAAAUGAUAUUUAAACGAAGCGUCAAGUGUUUCGAAAUGUAACUUGGGCGGCAUGGGGAAACACAAAUGCUCCCGGUGGCUCGAUUACUUUCAGUACCUAAUUCGAAAAUAGUUAAUUUUGUUUUACAUGUAAACCUCGAACCAGACGCGCGAACUACCCCGGAGCGUGGGAGAAACUUGGAGACGAAUUAUGUCGCCUCGUUUGGAUUCGGGAAGGCAGCGACGGCAGCUGAGAAGUCAGAAGGAAAUGGUAGCUUUUGCUAUCUGAAAACUUCUCAUUCUUUUAACUGGAAUUUGUGAAAGCCAAGAAGAUGGCUUCGGAGGUCGUUUGUGGAUUGGUCUUCAGGAUACUCUUGCCAGUUUGCUUGACAACAGCAUGCCUGUUCCGGUACAAUGGGUUGUCCUUCGUCUACCUCAUAUACCUCCUCCUCAUCCCCCUCUUCGCAGAGCCCACCAGCACUACCAUGAAGGGCCACACAGGGCGGUUGCUGAUGUCCCUGUGCUUCACCAGUAUGUCUUUCCUCAUCAUCCACAUCAUCUACCAGAUCACCAUCCACAGCCUGCUGGCGGGAGAGACUAUCGACCCUCACUUCAACUGUUCCUCUUGGGAGAAGUCCAUGAGACAGAUUGGCUUUGAAAGUGUGAUUGGCGCAGACGCGGGGAAUGGCAUUCGGGUGUUCAUCCCAGACAUCGGCAUGUUCAUGGCCGGCCUGGGCACGUGGAUGCUGUGCCACCGCAGCCUGCUGCAGAAGAGACCCGCUGAGGAGAUGGGACAGGACAACAGCGAGUUCGAACCAGAGGACAUGGACGAUGAGAAGGACGUGGAAAAGGUGGACCUGGACGACGAUGACAACAUCCUGUUUGACGAAGACUUUGACGCUGAAGACGAGGCAGAUGAUGAGGAUGAGGAGUAUAUGCUGGACGAAGAGGAGGAGGAAGAAGAAGAAGAGGAGGAAGAGGAGGUGGAGGAGAGUCGAAAGAUGAAGAUCUUGCGUCAUGUCGCAGGUGUUGCGACCAAAGUGAAAGAGAUCAUCGGCAACUUGAUAACCACAGCUGGCAAGGUGGUGGUCACCAUUCUGCUCGGUCUCACAGGCAUCAUGCUUCCCUCCGUGACCUCCAUGACCUACUUCCUGGUCUUCCUGUUCCUCUGCACGUGGUGGUCUCUGUGCCGCCACUUCGACACGCUGCUCUUCAGCUGCCUGUGUGUGCUGAUGGCCAUCUUCAGUGCUGGACACAUCGUCGUGCUCUACCUCUACCAGUUCCAGUUCAUACAGGAGAGCUUCUCUCACGACGACACCGUCGUCAGUGUGUUUGGCAUCUCACCUGUGGUCCAGACUGACUGCUCAUCCACCUGGCGCUUCAUCGUGAACCCCACGCUGGAGUGGCACCACUUCGUCAACCCCAUCAUGCUGCUGGUGCUGUACUACACCCUGGCCACCCUGAUCCGCCUCUGGCUGCAGGAGCCCCUGGAGGAUGAGGAUGUGGAAGAGAACGAGGGUGAGGUCGUCACGGGCAACAGUGGUGGGCACACAGCGGUACACAAGAGGCAGCAGUGGUGGAAGGCCCACCAGAGGACGGACGAGAAAAACGCCAUAGUUGUCUCGUCAAAUGGAACGUCUUUUGACUACGUCUCGUCCCGCAACACUGAGAACGGGCCGCUGAGAGUGGAUGUCUAUUCCACGCCUCAGUACAAAGUGGACCAAACCAACGAGAUAUCAGAAAAGAAAGACAGUGGCGUGUAUGAGGUCACUGACAUGGGAGACGAGGAGAAGACCAAGGAUGAGGAUGACGAGGAGGGAGAGGAAGAGGAGGACGGGGAGGAAGAGGAGGAGGACGGGGAGGAGGGAGAGGAGCCAAAUGUGGGUCCAAAUGCCCUGGUGAAGGGGUUCAACUUCGUCAUGAAGCAGAGCUACAUCUGCGCCCUCAUCGCAAUGAUGGCGUGGAGCAUCACGUAUGUGAGCUGGCUGACCUUUGUCUUCCUGAUGUGGUCCUGUAUGCUGUGGAUGGUGCGCGACCGCCGCCGCUACACCAUGCUCAGCUCCCCCUUCAUGGUCGCCUAUGGCAACCUGGUGCUGACGCUGCAGUACAUAUGGAGCUUCGAGAAGGUGCCAGGGGUGCCGGGGGUCUUCCUCAAGAUCCCCGUGCCCUUCUCAGACCUGGGCUCUAAGAUCUUAUGCCUUCUUACCUUCUGGCUGCUGCUACACCAAACCCUGACGGAGAGGCAGGACAGGCUGAAGGAGGAGACAGACCUCACAGAUGUCACUGUAGACAUCCCCAAAAAGGAGGAUGAAGAGAAGGAGGGCGAGGGCGAGGGUGAUGAGAGCGACCUGAUGCAGGUGCUGGGUGGCAUGGUGAAGGCCCUGCUGGUCAAGUACUGGAUCUACAUCUGCGGGGGCAUGUUCUUCUUCGUCAGCUUCCAGGGAGACAUGGUCAUGUACAAGAUCAUCUACAUGAUGAUGUUCCUCUUCUGCGUGGCCCUCUAUCAGAUGCACUAUGACUGGUGGCGGAGGAUCCUGAAGUACUUCUGGAUGUCCGUGGUGAUGUACACCAUGCUGGUGCUCAUACUGGUGUACACCUAUCAGUUUGAGAACUCGCCCCGCAUAUGGCAAGACAUGACAGGAUGGAGUGACAAAAAGCUAAAGGAUCUGGGCCUGGAGCAGUUCAAGACGGCGGACCUGUUCACGCGUAUCUUCAUCCCCACCUCCUUCCUGCUGGUCACCGUGCUGCACCUCCACUACUUCCACGACCACUUCCUGGAGCUCACCGACCUCAAGGCCGUCGCCACCAAGCAGGAGAGCAGCAUCUACAGGUUGGCCCACCCCGACGGCAGCCUGGCAGACCUGGCCAUGCUCAGCUCCUCCCCAGACCCCCUGCUGAAGGAGGAGCGCGACCGCUCUCGCUCGGGUUCCGACCUGGAGGAUGGCAGUGCCAGCGAGAAGCUGGUCCUGGUGGUGGACGGCAUAGAUGGCCCCAAGGAGCCCAAGGAGGUCAAGGGGGGGCCCAGGUCCCGGCAGGCAUCUAUGCUGCUGUCCAGCCAGGAGGAGAGCGUCCGCAGCACAGCCUCCGAGCCAGAACCCUCCACGGACCAGAGCUCAGACCUGAAGAACAAGUGGCACCUGGUGGUUGACCGGCUGACGGUGCUGCUCCUGAAGUUCCUGGAGUACUUCCACAAGCUUCAGCUCUUCAUCUGGUGGCUGCUGGAGAUACACAUCAUCAAGAUCGUCUCCUCAUACAUCAUCAUGGUCUCUGUCAAGGAGGUGUCCCUGUUUAACUACGUGUUCCUGGCGUCUUGGGCGUUCGCGAUGCCCUUUGGUCAGUUCCGUCCACUAGCCUCCAGCAUCUGCACAGUGUGGACCUGUGUCAUCAUCAUCUGCAAAAUGUUGUACCAACUGGAAAGUUUUGAGCCAAAAAACUACUCCAGCAACUGCACCCUGGGUCCGGAGUACAUUAACACCAGCGUGCUGAACGAGAUCAAUGGCUCGUGGAUGUACACGGAGUUGGUGGACCCCUCCCAGUGGGUGGGGCUACAGAAGGUUGACCUUCUGCUGGAGUUCCUCAGGAACAACUUGCUGAUGUUGGCUAUACUAGCCUUUGAGGUGACCAUAUACCGCCAUCAGGAGUACCAUCGUCUGCAUAACAACCUCAGCCCACCCCCUUCCAGAACAAUCUUUCAUGACAUCACACGGCCACACCUUGACAUGGGCAUCAUCAACUGUGCCAAGUACUUCAUCAACUACUCCUUCUACAAAUUUGGGCUUGAGGUUUGCUUCCUGCUGGCGGUAAAUGUGAUUGGCCAGAGGAUGGACUUCUACGCCAUGUUCCACGCUUUCGGACUGAUAGCCGUCAUGUACCGGCGACGGAGGAAAGCCAUUGCGGAGAUCUGGCCCAAAUACUGCUGCUUCCUGGCCUGCCUGAUCACCUUUCAGUACUUUGUAUGCAUUGGCAUACCACCAGCCGCCUGUAAAGAAUACCCCUGGAGGUUUCCCAGCACUACCGUGGACUCAAAUGUGAUCAAGUGGCUCUACCUACCGGACUUCCACUCUAAACCAAACCCUAUGUUUCUCGCUUAUGACUUCAUGCUGCUACUGUGUGCGUCGCUGCAGAGGCAGGUGUUUGACGAGGAGAAUAGGGCGUCAGUGCGCCUCAUGGCCGGAGACAACGUCGAGAUCUGCAGAGACCUGGACGCGGCGUCCUUUGCUGUCCACAACCCCGUGCCUGACUUCAUCCACUGCAGGUCGUACCUGGACAUGCUGAAGGUGAUCAUGUUCAGCUACCUGUUCUGGUUCGUGCUGACCAUCAUCUUCAUCACGGGCACCACCCGCAUCAGCGUCUUCUGCAUGGGCUACCUGGUGGCCUGCUUCUACUUCCUGCUCUUCGGGGGAGACCUGCUGCUCAAGCCAAUCAAAAAGAUCCUCCACUACUGGGACUUCCUCAUCGCCUACAACAUAUUCGUCAUCACCAUGAAAAACAUCCUGUCGAUUCUGGCGUGUGGCUACAUUAAGCAGUUGAUGAAAAACCACUGUUGGCUGAUCCAACUGUUCAGCCUGGCCUGCACCAUUAAAGAAUACAAAGUCUAUGCUGAAAUUAACGACCCAGUGAAAACGGACACGAAAACGGACAUCAGUAAGUGUGAGUUGCCUAGCGACGAGGCGGGCAUCAUUUGGGACAGCAUCUGCUUUGCGUUCCUGUUGCUACAGCGACGGGUCUUCAUGAGCUACUACUUCCUGCACGUGGUCGCUGACAUCCGCGCUGGCCAGAUACUCGCAUCCAGAGGUGCGGAGCUGUUCCAGGCCACCAUUGUGAAGGCAGUGAAGGCUCGACUGGAAGAGGAGAACAAGUCCAUGGAGCAACUCAAGAGACAGAUGGACCGCAUCAAGAUGCGCCAGGAGAAGCACAAGAAGGGCAAGGAGAAGAUGCUGAACCAGGAGUCCGGCGACGCUCAGAACCUCCCCCCACCCCCCGAGCAAGACGAGGAGGAUGAUGAUGGAGCAGCGAAAAAGAAGGCCAAAAAAAAGCAGUGGUGGAGGCCGUGGGUUGACCAUGCUUCCAUGGUGAAGAGUGGAGAUUAUUACCUGUUCGAGACGGAGAGUGAGGAAGAGGAGGAAGAGGAGGAGAAAAAAGAGGAGGAGCCACCCAAAAAGUCAGCUUUCCAGUUUGUGUACCAUGCCUGGAUCACUGACUCCAAGACGGCCCUGAAGGAACGCAGCAAGGAGAAGCGCCGCUUCUGGAAGCGAUACACCAGAGGAAGACACAGGAAGAGCAAGAAAGAUGGUCACGUGACCAUCGAGGUCGGCGAUUCAGAGCAGUCGGAGACUGAGGAGGAGGGGAAGAAGUCUCCAGGUCCUAGUACCUUGUUUUGUAUCUUCUCAUUUGUUACAGACAACAUCAUCAAGCGUGUGUUCAACAUCAUCAAGUUCACCUGGGUGCUGCUGCUGACCACCAUAGACAGCCUGACCAAGUGGAUGAACUCCAUGUGCCGGGAGUACGUCGACAUCUCCACCGUGCUGCGCAUCGAACGCUGCAUGCUCACCAGGGAGGUCAAGAAGGGCAAUGUGCCGUCGCGUGAGAGCAUCCAGGUGUACUACCAGAAGAAGAUGCGUGCCAUGUCCCAGGAGUCUGGGCUGGACCGCAUCAGCGAGGAGGACUCCAUGUCCGGGUCGCACAGGGUGCGGAGGAGGCGCGCCGCCUACAGGGUGGACAGCCAGGACUCACGCGACUCCGUGGCCUCGCGAGACAGCAUGUCCAGUGCCUACACUGAGGCCACGAUGCUCUUUUCCCGGCAAUCCACUCUGGAUGACCUGGACGAUAUGCCACAGUGCAUACCAAAAACCAGCGAGCGUGCCAGGCCAAAGCUACGCAAAAUGUACGGCCUGGACAUGUCCAACUCGUCUGCCGACAGCGGGAGCAGCAUUAUAUCCAGCGAGCCCACGCAAUGUGUCACGCUGUUCUCGCGGCAAGGCACGAACGACACCAUCGAGGAGGUGGAGGGGGAACAGGACCAGGCAGAUGAGGAGGAGCAGGUGGAGCAGCAACAGGAGGAGCAGGUUGAACAGGAGCAGGGGCAGGAGCAGGAGCAGGAGCAGCAGCAGCAGCAGCAGCAGCAGCAGCAGCAGGAGCAGGAGCAGCAAGCACAAGACCAAGACCAAGAUCACGACCAAGAGCAGGAGCACUCAGAGGCCAUGGGGCAAACUGAGGAGGAGGAGGAGGAGGAGGAGGAGGAUCACGGAGCCUCCAGCAGCCUCUGCGUCGAGGUGGGAGGUGAAGAGACGGACGCGGAGCGAGGGGAGGUGCAGGAGGAGGCUGCGUGGGAGGACGGGGGAGCAGGAGCAGAGGCAGCCGAGGGAGAGACGCAGCCCUCCGGCACGGACGACGAGGGGAGAGGGGAGUACGCGGAGCGGGGGGGCCAUGAGGAGGCCGGCGAGUCCUCGGGCCUGGAGUACCAGCACCCCGACGGGAGAGAAGGCCAGCUCUUCACGCCUGACACCGACGCCCCCAACACCUCCGACGCGGAGGUACCGCCCAGCUACAGCAAGGCGGUGAGCUUCGACCGGCUGAAUGUGAGCUUCGACCGGCUGUCGGCCAGCGUGGACAGCAGUGAUGACGACAAGAGGCUGAUGAUCAUGACCCCUGACAGCCGCUCCGACCUCGACGACCUCCUGCUGCCCUCCAUGACCACAGAGCUGACCGCCAGCGAACUCCUGCUCAAUAAGAUGUUCUACGAUGAGGAGUUGGAGAACUCGGAGCGGUUCUACAAGGGCCAGCCUCUGCUGCUGCAGCUGGGCUACGCGCUGUACAACAUGCUGGUGGCCAACUCGGAGAUGGUCUGCUACCUGGUCAUCAUCCUCAACCACAUGAUCUCCGCCUACAUGGCCACCCUGGUGCUGCCCAUCCUCAUCUUCCUCUGGGCCAUGCUCUCCGUGCCCAGGCCCAGCAAGCGCUUCUGGAUGACCGCCAUCGUCUACACCGAGGUGACGAUUGUAGUGAAGUACUUCUUCCAGUUUGGCUUCUUCCCGUUCAACAAAAACCUGGCGAUGAACAAGAACAAGCCGUACCACCCGCCCAACAUCAUCGGCACGGAGAAGAAGGAAGGCUACGUGCACUACGACCUGGUGCAGCUCCUGGUGCUCUUCUUCCAUCGCUCCAUUCUGAAGUGCCACGGCCUAUGGGAUGAUGACGACCCUAGGCCACCUCCCACAAAGGACAAGGGUCUUCAUCGUGACGAGUCGGAAGACGAGGAGAAGGUGUUAUCUGAAAAGGCGUCCUCAGGUUCCAUCCACUCCCGCUCCCAGCAGGACCGUAAGAGCUCCGUCGGCUCCAUGAGGUCCAUCAACUUUGGCACGUCCGUGGACUCCGCGCAGGUGCAGGUACAGGUGCGCACACCUGAGCAGCGCACCUAUCAGAGGAGGCGUAAGAGCUCCAGUGGCGCCUCACACCUGUCCAGGCACUCCUCCCUGCGCUCCAAAAGAGGCAGCACCAGCACACGCAAUAGCAGUAAGAAGGAUGGAAGUGAGCCUGAGGUCCAUCAGAAGACGCGGAAGGAGAUGAUCAUAGAGAAGAUCAAAGAGCAACUCAUAAAGGUCAAGAUCUUCCUUCUCAAGAGAUUUAUGGAGAUCUACCUGCCCAUUCGCCAGUUUUUCUACAACCUCAUCCAUCCAGAGUACAGUGCUGUGACAGACGUUUAUGUGAUGAUGUUCCUGGCAGAGACUGUGAACUUCAUCAUUAUUGUGUUUAACUUCACGGCUUUUGGAAAACACACAGGUGGAGCUGACAUCGCCUCCUCCCUGUCUGAGGACCAGGUGCCUGGUGCUUUCCUGGUCAUGGUUCUAAUCCAGUUCGGCACCAUGGUGGUGGAUCGGGCCCUGUACCUCAAGAAGACGGUUAUGGGCAAGGUCAUAUUCCAGGUCGUCCUGGUGUUCGGGAUCCAUUUCUGGAUGUUUUUCCUCCUUCCUGGAGUGACGGAAAGGCGUUUCAGUGAUAAUCGGGUGGCUCAGGUAUGGUACUUUGUGAAGUGUAUCUACUUUGGCCUGUCAGCCUAUCAGAUCCGCUGUGGCUACCCCACCAGGGUGCUGGGGAACUUCCUCACCAAGAGCUACAACUACGUGAACCUGUUCCUCUUCCAAGGGUUCCGGUUGAUUCCAUUCCUGACGGAGUUGCGAGCGGUGAUGGACUGGGUGUGGACGGACACCACCCUCAGCCUGUCCAGCUGGAUCUGCGUGGAGGACAUCUACGCCCACAUAUUCGUGCUCAAGUGCUGGAGAGAGUCUGAGAAGCGUUAUCCCCAACCCAGAGGCCAGAAGAAGAAGAAGGUGGUGAAGUAUGGCAUGGGGGGCAUGAUCGUCAUGCUGCUCAUCUGCAUCGUCUGGUUCCCGCUGCUCUUCAUGUCCCUUGUCAAGUCCAUGGCCGGCGUCGUCAACAAACCCCUGGACGUGUCCAUCAGCCUGCAGCUCGGAGGGUUUGAGCAUAUCUUCACCAUGAGCGCCCAGCAAAAUCACCUGAAGAAUGUCACUGAGACUGAAUACAAUAAAUUCCUGCGGGAAUUUGGAUCAAACGCAGACAUCAUGCAGUUCCUGGAGACCUACAUUUACGAGGACCUGACCAUAGCUCACCUGGAGGGCAGCUCCAACUCCCUGUGGACCAUCAGCCCCCCCAGCAGGAAGAACCUCAUGGAGGUGCUGCACGAAGACGACUUCACCAUCACCAUCGACUGGUCUGUGCAAAGGAACCUUACAUUAGGGGCCAAGGCGGAGGUAGCCAGCGGCAAGUUCGUGAAAAACCUGGCGAAUGACACAAGGAACGCACUGGUGGAGCUGCUCAACGGCACCAGGACAAAAUCAGUGACAAUUCCGCACAUUUUCCCUCAGUAUCUAAGAGCUCCAAGUGAUUCCAAUGCUAAACCCAUCGACCAGUUUUAUGACGAGGAGAACUAUAUGGACAUAACAGUGAACCUGAGGAGGCCUGAGUCGAAAUCGAAAUCCAACCAAACGAAAGCGGCGAAUGAAACAGGGAUGACCCAGGAGUGGUGGAUAAUAGACCAGACCUCAGGCCGCAUCAGCAAAGACAAGAAGAAAGAAGGGCUGGAGUUCUAUGUAUUCAGUGACCAGGUCAGCCCACCCAGCGUGGGCUUCUUGGCGGGAUAUGGGAUCAUGGGCCUGUACGCGUCGGUGGUGCUGGUCAUCGGGAAGUUUGUGCGCGAGUUCUUCAGUGGCAUCCACCACACCAUCAUGUUCGAGGAGCUGCCCAACGUGGACCGCAUCCUCAAGCUCUGCACCGACAUCUUCCUGGUGCGCGAGACCGGGGAGCUGGACCUGGAAGAGGACCUCUACUCCAAGCUGAUAUUCCUCUACCGCUCCCCAGAGACCAUGAUCAAAUGGACAAGGGAGAAGACUCAGUAGACAAACUAAAAAAGGGCCCGGUGUAGGCUAGCAGCAGCGCAACAAGGCUCAGUGUAGGGGGCCUGUUCUUUCUUUUAAAAAAUACUCAAAAGACGAGAUGGACAUCAAGCACAUAAGCAAACACAAGGUUGAGGAAAAGCUUGGCCGUGAUGUUGUUUGCAAAGGCUGCAGGUAUUCCUCAUUUGGUUUGUGCCACAGAGAAAUAAAUGGUUGUGUUUACAGUACACAGCUUUGUCCCAACGUGGAGGAGGGAUGGUCACACUUCCUCCAGCUGCUGGGUACUUUGAAGGGCUUCCUCCGGGACUGGAGAUGAACACGAGGAACAGAGCGUGGUCUCGUCUACCCUCCCCAAGUCAGACAUAUCCAGCCCCUACCUGGCGUAUGCUUGUUUGGCCAGGGCCAUGGGUUGCUGUCUGGUGUUUAUUACUAUGGUGACACGUCAGGCCAGCGCGGAUGGCGAAUAAAGAUGCACUUUUCCAAAGAUUAUUUAUUCUAGAAUUGGCUCCGAGUUCUGGAACACGAACACUUAGAACAGUCACUAUGGCUACAAGGACAGACUCUUAGUGAUAUAACAGAGGAAGAAAAAGAAGAAAAAAAACACAUAUAUAUAUAAAAAUAUGAUCUUGCCUUAUUUUGUUUGUACGACUGAAAAAAAACUUGACAACGCAGUAAUUACUAACACUAUUUCUCAGGAAGAAAAACACUACAACAUAAUAUCACAUAUCAUUUCCAUAUGAUACUACAUGUGAAUGUAAACAUGAAUAGAAAUAGCUUUCCUUGUAUCCUCAGUCCCCAUGAGACACAAAAUGCUAUGUCUCUGUAUGUGCACCCCCCUCUGUUACAGGUACUGGUGUCGUUUGUGCGUGUUUGACUGACUGGGUAUAAUGAGCUUGAUGUAGUGAAAUGUCAAAUGGGACAAAAUUGUUAAAAACCAAAGAUGGACUGCAGAGUUACGUGUGUGAGUUGGUGUGGAGAAAAUGAGGGUGCAUUUUGUGUCUGCUCGUGUAAAUAUUGUCAUUUUUGGGAUCAUUGCAAUCCAUGGACAGUGAAGUGGAGUGAGGAAGACAUGGAGGCACAAAGGGUGGAAAGUGAAGCCACCCCAGCGAAGGACGUAACCCAUUCAGAGAGAGAGAUACGGGAUAUGCUGGAACGUCUCUCCACUGAGAGAGACAGGGCGACACUCAGUGGCCACAGUUUUCUUUCCAAAAUGAUCCAUGUACUCCCACUUAUAACCACCCAAUAUUAAGAAGUAGUAAUACAAGGAUAGAAAAAAAGGUUUUUAAAAAUGCCGUUCCAAAAGUCACUUGAAAUAUGCAUUAGUGUAAGCAUGAGAACAUGAUUUUUGACUUGAGGCCUCUAAUUACAUUGCAAACCCUGUGUAGAGGGCCAUAGACAUAUUAAAAGUGUAUGGAGUAAGGUUGAACCCAUGUCCCAGUAUUAGCUCUUAACACCGCAUGUUAUCAUCAUUCAUUUGAAUUUGCUGUAUGGUUUCUCUCAAACCUUUUUUUUUAAGUCAUUCUUCAUUCCAACAGAUUUUUGAUCAGCUGCAUGUUGUAGCCCUAGAGCAACACCUAUGAAUAAAA
Engraulis encrasicolus (European anchovy) is the source of this 11305-nucleotide messenger RNA. RefSeq names its product piezo-type mechanosensitive ion channel component 2. Gene Ontology annotation, molecular function: mechanosensitive monoatomic ion channel activity. Gene Ontology annotation, cellular component: membrane. Bases 642 to 9722 code for a protein of 3026 amino acids. The record is from RefSeq and is a predicted model, not a curated record. NCBI's taxonomy places the organism in Eukaryota, Metazoa, Chordata, Actinopteri, Clupeiformes, Engraulidae. The transcript is spliced from 52 exons.